Messenger RNA from Coccinella septempunctata (seven-spotted ladybird), 3730 nucleotides. RefSeq names its product protein FAM91A1. Gene Ontology annotation, molecular function: protein binding. NCBI's taxonomy places the organism in Eukaryota, Metazoa, Arthropoda, Insecta, Coleoptera, Coccinellidae. Bases 100 to 2862 code for a protein of 920 amino acids. The transcript has 15 exons. The record is from RefSeq and is a predicted model, not a curated record.
GAAAUGUCAUGUCGUGUUGGUGUUCUAUCUGGUUCAGGGAUGGAUGUUUUUUAUAAUUUUGAAAUUUUCACAUAAAUUCUGAUAUUUUUGAAAUCAAAAAUGAACGCUGAGAUAGAGGAUAAUAUAAGAAACAAAAUAACCUGGAAUCAAUUACCAACACAUAUCAAACAAAUACUAGGUAAUUCUUCCAGGGAGUAUGAUAAGUAUAUCGCUAAUUUUAGCGUGAGAAAUCAAUUAAGAUAUAGGGGAAAUUUAGUACGACAUGUAUGGAAAAACGAGAAAAGGUAUUAUGAGAGGAUCAUAGCGUAUAGUAGAGAACGAUUAAUGUUAUUUCCUUAUCAUUUGGCUGAUAUGAUAGUGAAGGGUCUUCGUAUCACUCCGUUCAAUUACUACAUUUCUGUUAUUGAAAAGCUUAUUCAGUCUGAGAAGAGUUAUGAUACCUUGCCCAACUUUACUGCUGCAGAUUGUUUGAGGUUACUAGGAAUAGGCAGAAACGAGUAUAUCGACCUGAUAAACCAGUCGAGGUCCAACAGGAGCCGUUUGUUCGGUAAGACCAACGUUAGAAAUCUUCUUCCCAGGGUUCCAUCUAACAUUCAUAUCGAACCCUGGUGGAGGGUGGAAAUUGGACUUGUUCUAGAAGAAGAUAUCAAAAUGGUGAACGAAGAAGAAUUAGUCGUUAUAGAUAAACUUAUUGAUCAGGGAUCACAAACGGCUGGUGAAUUGGAUUAUAACAUUGUGACUAGUCUGUACAAAAAAGGCCUAAUAUACCUGGACGUACCGAUAACAGCGGUGGAUUCUGUUCAAGUACCGCCUUUACAAGGUUUCGUUAUGAACAGGGUAACAGGCGAUUAUUUUGAAACUUUGUUAUACAAAAUAUUUGUGUCCAUUGACGAGCAUAUAACCAUAGGUGAGCUUGCGAAUACAGUACUACAAGUAGAUACUGAAUUGGUGAAGCAAGCAGUCUCCCUCUAUUGCCGGCUGCAGUUCGCCAGGAAACUGAACCCAGACAUCGAAGUGAACAGACGACACCCAAGUUGGAACGUUUUACCCCCAGAUUCGAACAGCGGUCAACAAACAGCCAUCACUCCCUUGACGCUGAACUUCAAUUCGAAGUCUUCCAGUUUCAGCCUGUCGGAAGAGCUCCUGUCUCCUGAUCGUGACCUUCCGGCCAGUCCUGCUUCGAACACUUUGGACAGGAAGGGGCAGAGGAUCGCCUUCCUCUUUGAUUCCGCCUUAACGGCCUUCCUGAUGAUGGGAAACCUGUCUCAGGGUCUGAAAAAGCACGCUGUGACCAUGUUCGAGGUUGGCAAGCUGUGCGACGAGAGCCUGGAUAGUUUCCUGGGGGAGCUGGAGAAGGUGUCUGCUCUGGACGCUGAAGGCGAGGGGGAGGCCAGGAGAUUUUUCGACCACGCAGUGAUCUUGAGGUCGACCAUCUUGGCCUUGAGGAAACUGCCCAGUUGCGGUCUGGAUCUGGUCAGGUUGGAAAGUUUGCAGGCCUUGGACGAGGCCACGUGUUCGAGGCUGUUGCAGAAGAAGUACAAGCUUUUAGUUUCAAUGGCCCCCUUGAGUAGAGAAGUGAGGCCAGUGUUCAGUCUAUCACCGCCACAUUUGGGACCAGCAGUACCAGAAGUCAAUUCGUUGUGGUUCAAACUGUUCAUCUACCACAUGACAGGCUACGGACCUCCCUCUCUCCUUCUAGUCAAAGGGUCUAACAUCAAGCAGCUACCUCGCAUGUUCCUCGGCUAUUCCAAGCUCCUGGUCACCACCUGGCUGCACGAGCCCGCCAUCAUACCGAUAUCGAACGUGAUCCACGUGAACGCCGCCCUUCAAUACGCCCCGGUCCUUAUUCAGGCCUACGGCGUCCACCAAGUGGCCUCGACCAAAGUGGUGCCGUUCCCGUUCAGGCCGGACACUCCGGUCAAGGGAGGCUGCGAACUGAACACGGACUACCGCUUCAGGAAGCAUCCGGCCUCGAGGAUCCUGAACGACAUCAUAGACAUCGAGAGGAACUGCGGAUUCUUGACUUUCGUCAAUAUAGGCGUGCUGGAUUUCGGAUGUUCGAACAGGGAACCGACAGUCAGACUGGUGAAUAACACGAAGAGGAGCAUGGCAGGGCAUUCGAAGAUCGAACGGUUAAAACCUGCAUCAUCCAUGAACCCCGUUGAACCGACUUCCUUAUCGAAUGAAAAUUACAGCUUAACAGGCAAGAAACGCUCUAUAGAAUCAUCUAGUAAGGAAGUGGAUAAAACUAAAGGAUCUAAAGUACAAGAUCUGAGUGAUAAGGGUUACAAUUGUAACACCAACGAGGAAAACCACUCCGGUGCCCCCAAAAACGGCUUUAUAAGCGAGGAAAACUCAAAAAUCCUCAGGGAAGAGCUGGAAGGACUGAGUAAGGACGAUAAAGUGUUAAAUAAGGAAGAUAGUAUGUUAGAUAAGGUGUUGGAAUUGAGGUUAAGUACGACGUUCUCUAUGGAAGGCCUGGUAACGCCUUCCGAAGAACAUGUUAGCAUGUUUACCCGGGAGAGUAACUCGAAAGAGGACUUGGUGAAGGAGGAAGAGAAGGAAAAAGGAGAGGUGUGGACGCUCCUGGAUUGCCAUUUCGGUGUUCCACUGUUCGAUGCCAACGCAAACACCAAAAUCUGCGACACGAUUAUUUUCGGUGGAUUGACUGAGAAAACUAGUUUGGCGAAAUUGGUGGAGUCAAGUCGAAAGUUGGGUUCGAUGCUUCUCGAUUUCAUUUCUCAAUGUCAGUAUUAUCCCGGUGAAAACAUGGAGAUAAUGAAGAGGGGUAGGUUGGUGCCCCAGCCCAGGUACAACCUGGUUUUCGAUAACGGGAAAGUGUCUGAAUGGUCGGGGAAAUGAUUUUUCGAACUUUUAGCGGGUAACAAGUAAUUCAGGUAUGGAAGGUAUCUGUUGUUUCGUGAUUUUCAUACAUAUUUUUUUACAUGGAAAAACGAAAGUGUUUGUCGGGUGAUACCUUGUUUUUUCGAAGAUGUUUCGGAGUUGUAGGUUUUUCAACUUCUUAAAAAAUAGGAUGGCUCGGUACUUCAGCGGAAAAAACUAGAAUACUUAAUUUUUUUAAUAUUUAUGAAAAGUGGCCUUUAUUAUCUGCUAUUAAGAUUGCUUCCAUUGUAAUAUUUGAUAGUAAAAUUGAUUUAGUUAAGAUUAAUGGUGAAUAUUAUCGUUUUUCAUGUUGAUAUUUUUUUUACCACUGAUACGUAUUUUCCUCUUUUAAUACAUGUGUUCAGUUGCAUUCCUUCGGCGAAUUCCAUUAUUUUAUAACUUACAUCACGUGUAUUAUUUUAGACUUCAAAGUUUUCCUUUAUUAGUGAAAAAAUUAUUCCAUCAUUCCUAACGUUUCAAGAAUCAUUACGCUUCAUUAGUUGAUUGAUGAAAAAUUCGAAUUAAAUUCCGCAUAGUUUAGAUUUUUUUUCGAUAGAAAUAGAUCGAUAAUAAAAGAAAUGCGAUUGAAAAUGUGACUCCAACUUGUUUUUUUUCCUGUGCGAAAGUAUUUUAUUCUUAUUGUGUUUCACGUUCCGUACAUAGCUAAAUGGUUGUUAUGUUUUGAAAUAUGUAUUUUAUUGUAAUAUACUAAUAUUAUUUUAAUUGUUUGUUGAUGUUUUUAUGUACUUAGUUUUGUUUUUUUAACAGUAUUAGUUCCAGUAAACUAAACAUUCCGUUUUUCAAUUGUUCCACAUGAACUUUAUGUACAAAUAAACGAUUAUUGUCA